This is a messenger RNA of Nannospalax galili (Upper Galilee mountains blind mole rat), 676 nucleotides long. It is a transcript of the gene Pgbdf, whose product is annotated as chromosome unknown C17orf50 homolog. The coding region runs from base 5 to 646 and encodes 213 amino acids. The record is from RefSeq and is a predicted model, not a curated record. The transcript has a single exon. Lineage: Eukaryota; Metazoa; Chordata; Mammalia; Rodentia; Spalacidae.
AUCGAUGUUUAUUAACGGUCUACACAGAGAUCAGAUAGCCCUCCUCCCUCCUGUGCACUGUACACAGACGCUGUCUGGAGUCAGCCUCACAACCACCCUUGAGGUAGGUACUGUUUUCCCUCACUUCAUAGAGACUAGGGAAACGCAGCUUGAUGGAAGCGGGGUGACGUGCUCGGAAUUCCUAGCACGAGAAGUGCUGGAGUACCGACAAUCCGCAGCAGCCCUUUGGCGGGGAUCUGCAGUACUCUGUGCGGCUGUCCUGCGCAUCCCUUUAGGCACCUGCAGCUGCCGGGGCAGCGGGGCACUGACCUCCUCCCCUCCCUCAGGCGUGAAGACCCCCUUGUGGAGGAAGGACGUGGAGGAGCCCAGAGCCGAGGAGGAGGGGUCGGAGGAAGCGAAGGAGGCGUCGGAGAAGGAGGAAGAGGAGGAGGAGGAGGAAGAGGAGAGGUCGGUGGCAGAGAGCGAGAGCCGGACGGAGGCAGCAGACCGCGAGGAGCGCUCGGGGCGCUCGGUGUCCUACAGUCCGCUGCGCCAGGAGUCCAGCACCCAGCAGGUGGCGCUGCUGCGGCGCGCGGACAGCGGCUUCUGGGGCUGGCUCAGCCCGUUUGCGCUGCUGGGUGGCCUGGCGACUCCCGCCGACAGGUGAGGCGCGCGAUCGGGUGCGGGCUGCUAGGGA